GUAGUUAUUAAUGAUAAUGGGGGCAGUCGUUGUGGGGGUUCAUCUCUAUAAUUUCACUAUUUGGCAGCAGGCCAAUUCUAUUGGAGUCUCAUUCUCCACCAUUUAGUUUUUGAUAUAGAGUGGAGGCUAGCUGGGAAGUACAGGAGGUACAGGAGCAUUGUCUUGCAAUUACUGGCUUUCUUCGAUAUUGAUUUUUAAGCUUCGCAUCCUCCCUGCGGCUUGAAACGAAAGGCAUAUCCACAAGGAAGAUUACCUCUCUUUUAAGGCAGUCAAUUCCAGCCCCCUCUACAAAUCUUUGGUUGGUUCUAUGUCUAUGCAAGCUUCUAAGAAGUACAAAAACUUUGACAAGUCUCAGCAAUUUUAUAUGAACAGCUCCAAUUCUGCAAGAGAAUCAGAAUCACAUUAUCCGCCGCAGAAGCAUCAAUUUGUGAAUCAUCUUUGCUCCAACGACACAUCCGGGUCAAGAAACUCGCCGCAUCAGGCCUCUGAUAUCCAUUACUGCACACUGGAAUCCUCAUCUGUAGCUGGUAGCUAUGGAAUUCGACAAUCACCUAGCAUCAGCUUAUCUUCAACUACUGGUAGCUCUGUGUCACUGCAUGACUCCCUCUCUGAAAGUACCUAUGGUUCACCUGCAAGCGUUUCAUGCUUAACUGAAGAUCCAAAUGAUCUCAAACACAAGAUGAGGGAACUUGAGACAGCAAUGCUUGGUUCUGAAAUGGAUAAUGGUGAUAGUUUUGAAACCACCUUUGAUAGGCAACUCUUUCUCGAACCUGAUAAGUGGAAAUUAUUGGAGAUCGCAAGGGGGGACUUAAAGAAGGGCCUCAUAGCGUGUGCUCGCGCCGUAGAAGAUGACGAUCUUAUGAUGGCGGAGUUGUUGAUGACCGAAUUAAGACAGAUGGUUUCAGUAUCAGGGGAACCAAUCCAGCGUCUUGGAGCUUACCUUUUAGAAGGCCUCAUUGCGAGGUUAGCGUCCACCGGUACUUCAAUCUACAAAGCUCUCAAGUGCAAAGAACCUACCAGCUCUGAGCUCCUCUCAUACAUGCAUAUUUUAUAUGAGGUCUGCCCUUACUUCAAGUUUGGGUACUUCUCUGCUAAUGGUGCCAUUGCUGAGGCUUUGAAGGGUGAGAAUGCAGUCCACAUUAUAGAUUUCCAAAUUGCACAGGGAAGCCAAUGGAUAUCUCUGAUACAGGCCCUUGCCGCAAGGCCUGGGGGGCCGCCGCGAGUUAGAAUCACAGGAAUUGAUGACUCUAUCUCUGAGUAUGCCCGAGGCACUGGUCUGCAUCUUGUGGGGCAGAGACUAUCUUGUCUCGCACAGUCCUGUAAUGUUCCAUUUGAAUUCCAUGCUGCUCCAUUGCCAGGUGAUAAGAUACAUGUCGAGCAUCUUUUUGUUCAUCCGGGUGAGGCUUUGGCGGUCAACUUUGCCUACCAGCUGCACCAUAUGCCCGAUGAGAGUGUGAGCACUGAGAAUCACCGGGACCGAAUCCUGAGAAUGGUGAAGAGCCUGUCGCCGAAGGUUGUGACCCUCGUGGAACAAGAAUCUAACACAAACACUGCGCCUUUCUUCCCAAGAUUUUUGGAGACCUUGGAUUACUACACAGCCAUAUUCGAAUCAAUCGAUGCAGUUCUUCCGAGGGAUCACAAAGAGAGGAUCAGUGUCGAGCAGCACUGCCUCGCAAGGGACAUAGUUAAUGUCAUCGCUUGCGAGGGUGCAGAAAGGGUGGAAAGACAUGAACUUCUUGGGAAAUGGAAGUCAAGGUUCAGAAUGGCUGGAUUCACACCGUAUCCACUGAGUCCUUUUGUUAACGCAACAAUCAAAUCACUCUUAGAAAACUACUGCGAACAUUACAAACUAGAAGAUAGGGAUGGAGCUCUAUAUCUUGGAUGGAAGAACAGAGUGUUGUCAGUUUCCUGUGCUUGGAUAUGAAGCUUUGUAAAACCCUAGCAAUUAAUCAAUGGUGUUUGGAACUUUUUUUUUUUCUGCUUCGUUUCUGCUAAAGUAGAGGCUUUUGUAAAGGGUUUAGUGGCUCAUAUCGAAUUGUACAACUAACUUCUUGGCUAAGAUUUCGUGGUUUUAGUUACUGGUACAGGAAUAAUGUUUCUAUAGAAUUCCAAAUAAGUUGGCGAGCUGAUGCUUUCUCA
Molecule: messenger RNA, 2139 nt
Organism: Dendrobium catenatum
Lineage: Eukaryota; Viridiplantae; Streptophyta; Magnoliopsida; Asparagales; Orchidaceae
Product: scarecrow-like protein 21
Exons: 2
Coding region: 308-1924 (538 amino acids)
Biological process (GO): regulation of DNA-templated transcription
Cellular component (GO): nucleus
Molecular function (GO): sequence-specific DNA binding; DNA-binding transcription factor activity
Source: RefSeq, a predicted model, not a curated record